CACACACACACACAGACAUGCACACACCCUUUCAUAUUCCGUCCCCUGUGAUUUCAUCCUGUUUAUUCAUCUUGUCUAUCUUUCUCUCAAUCCUUCUUUUUUCAUAUUCUUCAGUCCUGUACAUUUUACCCUUCUUCUCCAUUCUAUCCGUGCAUGACUCCUCCCUCAGUUUGCACGCCCUUUCUCAAACACACACAUAUUGAGCACAGCUCAUGCGUGCACACACACACACACACACCCUCCUCCCCCCAUCGCUGCAGUGUCUCUUAACUGCCUCGGAGCUAACAAGAGAGGAAACGGCACACCGACCGUAACAGGCAGGGGGGACGGAAAAAAGACGGAGAGCGAGAGAGUGCUUCAUUAGAGAGUGUGUGUGUGUGUGUGUGUGUGUGUGUGUGUGUGUAUGAAGGCUAGAGAGGGGGAGUGUGAGAUACACACAGACGUGAGGAUGUUGGAGAUUCGCAGGAAGGCUCGCACACUCACUAUCAGUCUUUGAAGGAUCAUCUGCGGUGAUACUGAAUGGACAAACGGAACCCCUGCCUUUGGCUGCAUGAGAAGUGUUGGCUUAUGCAACGAAGAAACAGUGGGACAAUCUGGUGCCCAGAGGUCUGAACAGUGUGUAGAUGUGUGUACAGAGAAUGAGGUUUGACCAGCUGUAAAAGAAAAGAAGUAAGAACAGAAGGAGUGUUGAAUAACAUUCGAUGAUCGAGUCUCAUGGAACACUGAGGAUCGCUCAUUUUGUAACACGUGGGUGGACGUAGUGGCGCUUUCGCUUGAGUUACACUCUUUCUUUCUGCACUGCCAGGCUAAGUUUAACCAUCACUUUCUGGGGGGGUGUCCCCUGGUAUAACCCCCCAGCAACUGGGAUAUAAAAAGGAAGUUGAGUUCGUGAACCAGGGUUGGAGUCGGUAUUCUUGCAGAAUGUUCUAGUAGCGAAGGAUGCCAGUUUGUGGAAGUUGACCACACCGAAAACACAAACUUUUAAACUUGGAACAUGAAAGUAGCUGAAAUUGACUUGGCAAAUUUAUAGGCCUGCCUCUUCUCUUUGGACUGGGGCUGUGCCACCAAGAUUGGCCAGUUUUCCUGGAUUUCCUUGGUUUCUUUCUAAACCUCACCUUUGGACCUUGUUUUGCUUUGUGGGUGUAGCCUGUACCUUCUGGAUAUUGUGGAGUGCGUGUGUGUUGUAUACCCGUAAGUGACAAUGGGGUGCCGGCAAAGUUCGGAGGAAAAAGAAGCAGCCAGGCGCUCGAGGCGCAUCGACCGGCACCUUCGCUCCGAGAGCCAGCGGCAGCGGCGCGAGAUCAAACUGCUCCUCCUCGGCACAAGCAACUCGGGCAAGAGCACCAUUGUCAAGCAAAUGAAGAUUAUCCACAGUGGUGGGUUCAAUCUGGAAGCCUGCAAGGAAUACAAACCUCUGAUUCUUUACAAUGCCAUCGAUUCGCUCACACGCAUAAUCCGGGCUCUCGCAACGCUCAAGAUCGACUUCCACAACCCCGACCGAGCCUACGAUGCCGUCCAACUCUUUGCCCUAACUGGUCCUGCCGAGAGCAAGGGCGAGAUCACGCCCGAACUACUCGGUGUGAUGAAACGCUUGUGGGCCGAUUCAGGUGUUCAGGAGUGUUUCCAGCGCUCCAACGAGUAUCACCUUGAGGACAACACUGCCUACUACCUGAACGACCUGGACAGAAUCUCAUCCCUUGAGUACAUCCCGACGGUCGAGGACAUCCUGCGUUCCCGUGACAUGACCACCGGCAUUGUCGAGAACAAGUUUACUUUCAAAGAGCUCACUUUCAAGAUGGUAGAUGUGGGUGGGCAGCGUUCCGAAAGAAAGAAGUGGAUCCACUGCUUUGAGGGUGUAACUGCGAUUAUAUUUUGUGUGGAGCUUAGCGGCUACGACCUCAAGCUUUAUGAAGACAACCAGACGAGUCGCAUGGCAGAGAGCUUGCGUCUGUUCGACUCCAUCUGCAAUAACAACUGGUUCACCAACACCUCACUCAUCCUCUUCCUUAACAAGAAGGACCUGCUGGCUGAGAAGAUCAAGCGCAUCCCGUUGACCGUCUGCUUCGCCGACUACAAGGGCCAGAACACCUACGAGGAGGCGGCCGUGUACGUGCAGCGCCAGUUCGAGGACCUGAACCGCAACAAAGAGACAAAGGAGAUCUACUCGCACUUCACCUGCGCCACCGACACCAGCAACAUCCAGUUCGUGUUCGACGCCGUCACGGACGUGAUUAUCCAGAAUAAUCUUAAGUACAUCGGCCUGUGCUAGGACCAGGGAAUAGGGUCGGGUGGUUUGCUGAGGGGAGACAUACUGUACGUCUGGUCCCUCUCACUCGAUUGCUUGUUAUAGUGCCAUGGGAUCAUGAUGAGGAAUGAAGACAGGACCGGUGCUGCCACCUUGCUCAAGAUUUCAACCAUGAGUUAAUGGUUAACAAUUUUGCAACCUUGGUAUUAAUGUGUUUGCACUGAAUUCAUGAACAUACACACUCACACACAAAGACACAUUUUUUUGUUGUUGUUGUUGUUGUUUUCUCACAGAAAUCUUGGAAUCAAUUCUCAAGUCCCUGUUUAACAUGGAAACCUGUUAGACCGACCACACCAUCAGUUUCUUUCUGGUUUACCAAACAUCUAAGAUCGAGCAAGUCCUUAACAUCCUCACUGUCCGAACUCUUCUGUUUCUGUUUCAUUCUGUUCUGUUCUGUUCUUUUCAUUUCCACAAAUCGUUUCACGUGACUUUAAAACAAGGUUUUUAACAAGUCUUUUAAUAAUUUUUUUUUAAUGACCAUUUUCGAGUACACACAAGUGAGAUGACAAGAUGACCUGUGAAGUGAUCAGUCACAAAAAUUCCUCGUUCCUUCCCAAAGUGAAAACUGCCAACGUACAGUUCCUGAACGAACGCAGCUUUUUACACUCGUCCCCCCGUCGGAAAAAUGAUGCUUUUUGGGUUCCUUUUUGUAUUUUUUUUUUUCCCUUCUCUUUUUUGUCUGCAUUAGGUUGUACUUCGUGUCCAGUUUGAGAGCCAAAAAAUAAUAAUUAUCUUAACGUUCCCGGGAAAUGUUAUGUCCAAAUUGAGUAUUAAAGAUCAUUCCACUUUCCAAAA
Molecule: messenger RNA, 3100 nt
Organism: Silurus meridionalis
Lineage: Eukaryota; Metazoa; Chordata; Actinopteri; Siluriformes; Siluridae
Gene: gnaz
Product: guanine nucleotide binding protein (G protein), alpha z polypeptide
Exons: 3
Coding region: 1202-2269 (355 amino acids)
Biological process (GO): adenylate cyclase-modulating G protein-coupled receptor signaling pathway
Cellular component (GO): heterotrimeric G-protein complex
Molecular function (GO): G protein-coupled receptor binding; GTP binding; GTPase activity
Source: RefSeq, a predicted model, not a curated record